Molecule: messenger RNA, 1059 nt
Organism: Portunus trituberculatus (swimming crab)
Lineage: Eukaryota; Metazoa; Arthropoda; Malacostraca; Decapoda; Portunidae
Exons: 2
Coding region: 493-795 (100 amino acids)
Source: RefSeq, a predicted model, not a curated record
UGAUGUUGAUUAAUGAUGACUUGAUGAAGAUGGAGGCAUACUUUACCUGUGUCCUAGCCGUCCUCAGGUAAGAAAUGUUCAUAUUUUCCUCGUUCAGUAUUCUGCAAUAACCAAACCAUGCCCGUCUGAGUAUGUGCUUCAUCUUCUAAUUUUUCUUUUCUUAAUUCUUAUCCCCAGGACGGUGGCGGUGUGGUCCACUACGAGACGCAAGGUGAAGCUACGGACAAGUGUGGCGCUGGUGGUGGGCGUCGUUGUCUUUGUUUUAGCUAUCACUGCAGGUAAGAUGAAACCGGAAUCACUUUGCUUGCAUCGUUUUAUCCUUGUAAUUGUUGCAGUGCCUUUCAUUGUGCAUCCUUCCACACAGGUAAGGAUUGUACUCCCUAUGGUAUUCUCACCACAAAAUAUACGCCGCCGUUCUGAUAACUUCACAAAUUCUUGCUGUCCUACAAUACAUCCUGCCGGUGGUCAUCACACCUCGCCUGCUACUGCUCCAUGAUAUUCGUGGUAAGACGCAACAAGCGCCCCCUGGCCGUCACUCCAGACACGGCAGGGACAGGCCAGGUGAUGGACCAGGCCACGCAGUCCAUGCUGGUUUUCAUCAGCAACCUGCUACUGACCCCGUCGGAAUUUGUGCGCCCCUAUCUGCUUAAGUCUAAUCUUUCCCAUGGCAUUAUCUCCUUGGCCUUCUAUAUCAUUUUCUUCACACACUUUUUCCUUCAACCGCUGGUAUUUGUAUAUUUCAAGCUGCACCACUGGCAAUGCGUCCUGCAGGCACUCAAGUCCUGCCUGCAAUAGGUCACCUGCAGGCCGCCGUCUGUACCCCCGCACGCCACCACCAACCUCCCCCUCUACUCACUCCAAAAUGUUGCACAAGGAUCAUAGCUAAAGAUAUUGUGUGUUUACAUUCACCUAAUGAUGAUUUUUUUUUUUUUUUUUUUGAGCAAGUUGUCUUACAAUCAUCGGCCAGUGUUUUUUUGUUUUGUUUUUUUGUAAAGAAUAAACUUAAGUAUCUUAUCUGGAAGAUUUAGAUUAUCCAUUCACAUCCCUAAAAGUUCUGCA